Molecule: messenger RNA, 1275 nt
Organism: Leptinotarsa decemlineata (Colorado potato beetle)
Lineage: Eukaryota; Metazoa; Arthropoda; Insecta; Coleoptera; Chrysomelidae
Biological process (GO): regulation of transcription by RNA polymerase II
Cellular component (GO): nucleus
Molecular function (GO): zinc ion binding; DNA-binding transcription activator activity, RNA polymerase II-specific; RNA polymerase II cis-regulatory region sequence-specific DNA binding
Source: RefSeq, a predicted model, not a curated record
GUACGAACAGAUGAAGGUGGAAUGGUUAAACGAUCAUUUUCAUCCUCAUCAACAACAACCGCACCAGAAAUGUUGAAAUCAGAUGACACUGAAAACUCAGAAUUUUCUAAGAACAGAUUGGAAGAAUCAUUUUCAACAUCCACAGCUUCAGAAGCAGUGUUAGAAAUGGAAAAAAAUGAUCAACCAGAAGAAAAAUUUGAAGAUUCAUUUUCAACUUCUACGGCUUCAGAAGCAUUGAUGGAAAUGAAAUAUAUUGAACAGAAUCAACUACAAAGAAAGGUCAAUUCAUCAUCCACUACUGAAGAUGAUCUCAGUUCUGCCAAAAAUGAGUCUCUAAACAAAAAAAGAUUAUUGAAAAUGAUACCAGAAAUAAAUGAACCAAAAUCAGGUUUGAGUCCAGCUGCCAACAAAUUUGUUCCACUAAGUAGCAGUUUUCAAGAUAUAUUUCAGAGGAAAGUGAGACAGGAAAUUCUUAGUGAUAUUGCUAUGAAAAGAAUGCAUUUACAAAGGAAAAGUGUUACCAAUAAGAAACCUUUGCAGAAAGCCGCAAUUCGAAAUGGAAUACAACCUCAGUUUGAGAAGAUUUCUCGGGGCAAAAAAACAAAACCUACAAGAUCUUUUCUUAAAAGGAAGGUGCUGCCUCAUACAAGAUCAAUGUCAGAAAAAAAGUCUGACUCUCAAUUGAAAGAAGUAAAACCUCUUCCAACUCAACCUUCACAAAUAUUUCUUUCACCAACACAUAAUCUAGUAAACGAUUUGCCCAAAACUAUACAAUCUUUGGAAAAAUCAUCAGUGGCCUCAAUGCUCUCACAAGGUACUCAUCAGACACACUUCAAUCCAUUGAAGCCUUCGCAGCAAAUACAAACAGUUCACAAUGGAACACAAAUCCAACAUCAUUUUGUAGAGAAACUAGUAGAACCUGAUCAAAGUUUAAGAUCUGAAUUGAUUUCUAAGGACAAAAGUCCAAAAGCUGCAUCAAUGCAUCAUCAGCACACUCCACUAGCAUCCACAAGAUCUCUACUUAUCUCCCAACUCAGCAAUAUAACUAAUGAUACCAAAACUACAGCUCAGUGCUUUGACAGUACUAAAGAACGCAAACUCAGUAAUUCGUCCACUGAUACUGCUAGUGAAACCAGCUAUUAUAUCAAUAAAAAGAAAAAUGUUUCGAGAAGUAUUACAGAAGAAAAUAAAAAGAGGUGUCGUACAUGUUUGAAUUCGAUCUACCAUCAGUCGGAGCGAGCAUAUAUAUCAAUGAUCUGUUUCGAAGGAAAAUCU